UCCUUAAAGGGGAAGUGAGCGGGGCUACAGGGCGGGUGCGGGGUGCGGUGGUCCGCGGGGGAGGUCCCCCGCGCUUUAAAAUAAUGCCCGCGGCGCCCGCGCGACCAUGCAAUGGCGAGCGCUCGUCCUGGGGCUGGUGCUCCUCCGGCUUGGCCUCCAUGGAGUGCUGUGGCUCGUCUUCGGGCUGGGGCCCAGCAUGGGCUUCUACCAGCGUUUUCCACUCAGCUUCGGCUUCCAGCGCCUGAGGGCCCCCGACGGCCCCGAGUCUCCAGCCUUGGGGCCCGCCGGCCGGCCCGGGCCGCCCGGGGGGCCGUCGCGGCCGUCGUGGCUGCAGCCGCCCGUCUCUGGGGCGACGACGGCGGGACGGCGGCGGGCCCCGCGGCGGCCGGAGCCGGGAGUGUGCGGGCCGGCCCACUGGGGCUACGUGCUGGGCGGCCGGGGCCGCGGCCGGGACGAGUACGAGAAGCGCUACAGCGGCGCCUUCCCGCCGCAGCUGCGCGCCCAGAUGCGCGACCUGGCGCGGGGCAUGUUCGUCUUCGGCUACGACAACUACAUGGCGCACGCCUUUCCCCAGGACGAGCUCAACCCCAUCCACUGCCGCGGCCGAGGGCCUGACCGCGGGGACCCUUCAAAUCUGAACAUCAAUGAUGUCCUGGGGAAUUACUCAUUGACUCUUGUGGAUGCACUGGAUACACUUGCAAUAAUGGGAAAUUCAUCCGAGUUCCAGAAAGCAGUCAAGUUAGUGAUCGACACAGUUUCAUUUGACAAAGAUUCCACCGUCCAAGUCUUUGAGGCCACAAUCAGGGUCCUAGGAAGUCUCCUUUCUGCCCACAGAAUAAUAACUGACUCCAAGCAGCCCUUUGGUGACAUGACAAUUAAGGAUUAUGAUAACGAAUUACUGCACAUGGCCCAUGAUCUGGCUGUGCGCCUCCUGCCGGCCUUUGAGAACACCAAGACAGGGAUCCCCUAUCCUCGGGUGAAUCUAAAGACAGGAGUUCCUCCUGACAGCAAUAAUGAGACGUGUACAGCAGGCGCUGGUUCCCUUCUGGUGGAAUUUGGGAUUCUGAGCCGACUACUGGGGGAUUCUACAUUUGAGUGGGUGGCCAGACGUGCUGUGAAAGCCCUUUGGAACCUGCGGAGCAAUGAUACGGGAUUAUUAGGCAAUGUGGUGAACAUUCAGACGGGCCGCUGGGUUGGAAAGCAGAGCGGCUUGGGCGCUGGCCUGGACUCCUUCUAUGAAUACCUCUUGAAAUCUUACAUUCUCUUUGGAGAAAAGGAAGACCUCGAGAUGUUUAAUGCUGCGUACAGGAGUAUUCAGAACUACUUAAGAAGAGGGUGUGUCUCCUCUCUUGCCCGUCGGGAAGCCUGUAACGAAGGAGAAGGAGAUCCGCCUCUGUAUGUGAACGUGAACAUGUUCAGCGGGCAGCUGAUGAACACUUGGAUCGACUCUCUGCAGGCCUUCUUCCCUGGACUGCAGGUUCUGAUAGGAGAUGUGGAAGAUGCCAUCUGCCUCCAUGCCUUUUACUACGCCAUCUGGAAACGCUACGGGGCCCUCCCUGAGAGGUACAACUGGCAGCUGCAGGCCCCCGACGUGCUCUUCUACCCGCUGAGACCCGAGUUAGUGGAGUCUACGUAUCUUCUCUACCAGGCAACCAAGAAUCCCUUCUACCUCCAUGUAGGAAUGGAUAUUCUGCAGAGUCUGGAAAAGUACACAAAAGUCAAGUGUGGUUAUGCAACGUUGCAUCACGUCAUAGACAAAUCCAAAGAGGACCGGAUGGAGAGCUUCUUUCUCAGUGAGACCUGUAAAUACUUGUAUCUGCUAUUUGAUGAGGAGAAUCCAGUCCACAAGUCUGGAACCAAAUACAUGUUUACAACUGAGGGACACAUUGUGUCUGUGGAUAAACAUCUGCGGGAAUCACCCUGGAAGGAAUUCUUUUCUGAAGACGGAGGGCAGGACCAAGAAGGGAAGUCUGUGCACAGGCCUAAGUCACCCGAGUUAAAAGUCAUCAACUCCAGCUCCAAUUGCAAUCGUGUUCCUGACGAGAGGAGAUACUCGCUGCCCUUAAAGAGCAUCUACAUGCGGCAGAUCGACCAAAUGGUUGGCUUGAUAUGAUCUACUUUCCUCUGUGUGGCCUCAUCUGAAACUGGAUGGAAACAGCCGAAACCACGCUGUGCAGAGAUCCAGUCUGAAGUGGAAGAGGGUGGAAGUCGGGCCAUCUGUGAGGGUGUAGGGAUUUCUGUCCAACUCCUCACACACGUCUAGCAGAGUCUUGCAUGCAGUAGUUUCUCUUCUGUUCAAUAAAAUGUCCUGUUUUUCUUAAUGGUAAAAUUUGAAGUAAGAAGGUGCGUAGACGUUGGCCUCCUAGGACAUGCUGAUUUUAUAAACACAGUGUGGAUGGGGCAUCUUUGGAUGGACUUGCAUGGCUUCCCACUUUGGAAUCCAACAAGUGUGUUCCAGUCUCCAGCACUUGCUGUGACUGCAGUAUUGCUACCUCUCUGUUAGAGGACUGUGAACGAAAUUUCCGUGUAAAGGGCCCGAGGUUCAUCCCUAUUUAUUGCAUUUUGUUAUCUUUCUCUCUCAUUAGAUGAUAGGCUCUCCUUCCACCCAUGAUUUUGGAUCACAGUGGUGGAAAUCAUACUGUUUUUCAUUUGCACCCCACAUAAUUGUCACAGUGUUACAAGUUAAUUGCUUAUGAAUAACUUUUAUCUGAAUUUCAAAAGGCAGUCUUUUAAGUUGUCACACAGCUAGAUCUUUUGGAUGGUAUAUUACAUUUAAUUUGAACUUAACUGAGAAACUCCCAUAGUGCCAGAACCAGGUGCCUUUUAGGGAGAGAAAAACCCAAGAAUGUCUGAGCUUCCAUCUUUCUCAUACCUACUAACCAAGGAUUCUCAAUUCUGACCAUGUUUGGGUUAGAAUUUUGUUUUGUUUUUGUUUUCUCUGUCCAGUGCCAAUUAGCUAAGUCAGGGAGAAAGAAAUGAUCAGAUGACUCUGGCAUCCCCGAGCUGUUUUUCUGUACUACAGGCUUUAGCUUAGUGCCUUAUAGGAUUUUGGUUGGGGCCGCUGCUUGUCACAGCUGCUGCUCUGGUUUUAGCAGCCUUGUUUUGGGUUGUCACAGGGUGGGACAGUGAAAAAGGGGAAGGGAUGAGUAUCAAUAAGAUUCUGGAAAAUUCUUGGCCAGUCCUUGCCUUUCAGCCUGAUACUUUAGGCAAACCUACAUUAGGAGGAAGUUGUGCCACAUUGCCUUCUUUCUUUGUUGUUAUUUUCUUAGCCAGAAUAGAGCAUCUCUGUUUGAACUGAGGCUGAAGGCGCCUCCGGAGCAGAGGUGGACGUGAACCCUUAGCCUGGCUUCCAUAGAACGUCUGAGGUUGAAAUGAGUCCUGAUACAAAGGGUAGAAGUCUUCUAAGAACCUCUGAUCUCACCUGUCAUUACUUGCACAGCCUUACCAUGCUUACCUGUCUCUCCUUGCACACUUCAAAUGAUUUCCUCUUCAUCUUCUUAAAACCAGAAAUGUGGUCUGAGCCAUUGUAUGCCAAUCAAAGGGAGAAGUUUUAUUCCUUCUUGGAAAAUUUCAGUGUUACUGUUUUGUUUUGUUUUUUCCUUUUUUUAAAUAGAUACAGAAUUCAGUUCUUAGAGAGUUUUGAAAAAGGGAUUUUCACCUCUGUCUUUUUAAAUAUUUACUAUGCAAAUUGUUAUAAACAAAGUCAUAUGCUCUGUUUUACCUUUGCUCUUCAUUUCAGAAGCAUUCUCUUUAUCAACCUUGUGUCAUCUCCUGAACAGAACAUAUUCUUGGAGAACACUACAUAUUUUAGGUGUUCUUGUCUUGGUUAAAUCAGAAUGUUCCAUUUGACAUACCCACGUGCACACAGGCACAGCGUCCCUGGACCUUCUCUCCAGGCAUACCGAGUCGGGACUGUAAGUGUCCCUUUUUGGGGGAUAGGGUAUGUCAGGGAAGAAAUUGGGUCUCAGGGCAACAGUUCUCUCUCUUGUGGCCUUGCUGGGUUCCCUCUCCAGCUUCUGGGACAACAUCGAUGUGUAGCAUUCCAACACCAUCUUCUCAUCUGGGACCUUAACAUGUCUCCCGCUCUGGCAUUCCCUCCCUCUUAUGCUCAGGAGUAGGGAUCUGUGCCGCAGGGCCACUAACGCACGCCAGGGGCCAUAGGCUGGCCUAAGAUCUGUUUUGUAUGAAGUCUCAAACCCCCUUGAUUGCUGGGCAUUGACGUCUGUCAGUUGGUGAGACUGAGGGUGAAGGCAUUACUGCACACUAAUCCUGGUGGUUGAGCUUCCAGACUACCCCAUCUAAAGUUGGAGGCUGCCCGGGAUCUGUAGGGCUAGAGGCAGGAUGCUGUCUAGUGCCAGUCAUGAAACGAGGGUUCUUUGAGCCAAGUUCAAAGCUUGUUUUCUUUUUGGAAAUCAGAAUGUCAACAACUGUGUUACAUCUUGCAGGGCUUUUGCUGUUUUCUUUUGUUCUGGGUUGCAGGAUACCUGGUGGGGGAGGGCCAAGGAGGGGGCUGCUAAAGAGAUUCCUGGGCUCCAUGCUUUGCCCCAGGACUGCCCUGAUUGCGAACAGACGUCAUCCUUUAACAGCUGUGAGUCCACACUGUCCUCAAGUUCCCCUGGGUAGUUAGUUAGUGUCUGGAGUCUGGUCGACACGAGGCAUACAGUUUUGCAAAACUCUUCCAGAAAGCUGCCCUGUUAGGCCACGCCACGGGGUUUUCAGUUGGUACAGGGCGGGCUUUGCUGCUUUCAGUGAUGUGACUCAGGAGCUCCAUUUCCAGAAUAGUAGGUGACAGAGGAAGUGUUGGCUGGCUUCCAGCUCUGCUGGCCUUUGUGAGGAACCAGCUUCUAUGUUCAUGUGCUUUCCUGCAGUUUGUUCUAGCUCUUCUACCUGAAUUUAGUCUGUGUCUCCUUAUCCCAGGUUCUUUGUCCUGGAUUGGGGGGCAGGCACAUGUCACUCAAGUCAUUGUGUGUUUCUGCACCAGGGUGGUGUCUGUGCAGGUGAAUUUUAGAGGAGGCUCUGUGUGUAACCCGAGGGCUUGAAUGUGGCUCCCCUUCCGUCCCUCCCCUCCCCCACCAAAGAAAAAUACCCUCUUAGCCAUUUCCUUAGCUCAAUUUAUUGAAUGAUUGCAGACUGUAAUUCUUUGCUUUGGAUCUUGUGGACUGAACAUCAGACAUCCUUUUCUUCUCUCUGUAGGGCUCCAGAGGUCUUUCUCUUUUGACACUUUCGAAUCUAAUGCUGGUGAAAAGGUAGGGCUGAAUGAUUGCUCUAACCAGAGUACCUGAGCAGGGACUUCUGAAGAAAACCUUGGUCUUUCCUUUUCCAUUCCCAGACAUCCAGCUCCUUCUCUAGUGCCUCUUCCCUGCAGGGCAGGGACCCUUGUGAAAGAGGGAAGGUGGGUUGGCUGGGUGUGUCCCAGGUUUUGUAGGGCUCAGGGUUCUGUUCCUGCUGGAGUUUGGAUGUGAAUCCGGGAAAAAGUACCUGUGGACCUUCCUGAUUCAUUAUACCCCCUUUCCCUCUUUCUGAGAGGCAGAGAAAUAAUGUUUUUAAAAGGUAUUUUGUUUUAGUUUUAAAUAGCAAAACACAAGCUGCAUUUUUAUUUAUUAUGCACAAGAAAGGUAAAUCUGUUUUUACACAAAAAUCUGGAGUUGGAAACUCUGGGAAAACCAAUUGAGAUACACACGUGCUUCUCUCUCUGUAAUGUGCAAUAUGCUUUGCAACUAUAGAUGAUAUUUUAUGUUUAAUCUGUAAAUAAGAAAUGUAUUUAAAUUAAGAGGGAGCUUUUUGUAAAAGGACCAAAUGUUCUUUUAUAAAUGUACUAAGAAAUAUCUUGUUCUUUGAAAUUUAUUAGGAUUUUUAUGAGUAAUUUUUAUUAAAAGAUUUUUUUUGAAUUGUCA
Molecule: messenger RNA, 5894 nt
Organism: Neogale vison (American mink)
Lineage: Eukaryota; Metazoa; Chordata; Mammalia; Carnivora; Mustelidae
Gene: EDEM1
Product: ER degradation enhancing alpha-mannosidase like protein 1
Exons: 12
Coding region: 107-2113 (668 amino acids)
Biological process (GO): endoplasmic reticulum mannose trimming; carbohydrate metabolic process; mannose trimming involved in glycoprotein ERAD pathway
Cellular component (GO): membrane; endoplasmic reticulum
Molecular function (GO): calcium ion binding; mannosyl-oligosaccharide 1,2-alpha-mannosidase activity
Source: RefSeq, a predicted model, not a curated record